Molecule: messenger RNA, 959 nt
Organism: Arabidopsis arenosa
Lineage: Eukaryota; Viridiplantae; Streptophyta; Magnoliopsida; Brassicales; Brassicaceae
Source: the annotation of a GenBank genome assembly
AUUCAAAUAUUAUAUAUAUACAACACACAGAGCAAGUCCAAAGUUUAUGAACAGAGUCAAGAAUACAGAAUUUUAUCACAGAAGAGCACAUCAGGAGUACAAUGCAAGAUUUAUCUUCUACGGUGUCGUUUAGCCCCAGCUUCAGUUUCUACGCUUCCGGUGACCUUGUUGAAGCCGCCGUUAGAGUUGUACGUGAGUCCGAGAGUUAUUAUUCCGUUAAAGUUGACGGCGAAAACGACAAAGAAUUCGAGUUCGAAACAUUACCGUUAGGUGACGAGAGCUUCUUCCAUUUCCCGACGACGACUUUUAAGCGCUCUUCCGACGACGACGACGUGGCAGACGAUCGAGUCACGUCGAAGAAUCUUUUCUACGAUGGCUGGAGUGUUGAUCCAUCUCCAUCUCCACCUUCUCCGUCACAAUCACAUUCAUCGUCGGAUUCUGACGAUUCGGAGAAUCUUUCCCCGAGCUGUUUCUGGAGUCCGAUCAGAUCUCCGGCGAGAGGCGAUAGCUUGAAGGUUAAGAGUAAAUCUUCUAGCGAACCGAGACGGUGUCGUAUAAAAGAUUUUCUGAGGAGAAGCCAUAGCGACGGAGCCGUUUCGACCGCGAGCACAUCCAAGCGGUGCAGUUUCAAGGAUCUUCUGAGGAGAAGCCACAGCGACGGAGGCGGCGAGGGGUCUUCGGUUUCGACGAGAGAAAACGGCUCGCCGGUAGGGAAAGGGAGGAAUAAAGCGGCGUCGUAUAAGCCUGAAGUGGAUAAGAGAAGAAAGUCUUACUUACCUUACAGGCAAGAUUUGAUCGGCGUUUUCGCCGGGAUGAGCAGAUUCCGUCAUUAACGAAAAUUUUAUUAUUUGAAGUUUGUAUAUUCACAAAGAGGUCCUUGUUUUGCCUAUCGAUUUUCUUUUUUGACCAUGUAAAACUUUUUGGUGCUAUUAAAUUCCAAAUAUAAUUGUGCUUUUGAC